Drosophila pseudoobscura is the source of this 907-nucleotide messenger RNA. Its product is annotated as dnaJ homolog subfamily B member 5-like. The record is from RefSeq and is a predicted model, not a curated record. Gene Ontology annotation, biological process: cellular response to misfolded protein. Bases 117 to 614 code for a protein of 165 amino acids. The transcript has 2 exons. NCBI's taxonomy places the organism in Eukaryota, Metazoa, Arthropoda, Insecta, Diptera, Drosophilidae. Gene Ontology annotation, molecular function: Hsp70 protein binding. Gene Ontology annotation, cellular component: endoplasmic reticulum membrane.
UUCAUGUUGAUCAGUCUAGCAUAAGUCUCCCUAGAAAAAACAAUCAAAAACUUUAUCCAGAUAUACGUAUAUAAUAUAUUUGUGGGCUGAAAAACAAGCUAACAUCGCAAAUCAAAAUGAAUACGAUCGAUCAGAAGAAAGCAGUCCGUCGAAUCCAUUCGUGUGGCAAUAACUACUAUAAAAUGUUGGAUGUGCCUCACAAUGCCACAGAAGCUCAAAUAUUAAUGUCCUUCAAAAAGAUGGCCAAGAAAGUACAUCCAGAUAAAAAUUUCGACCCCAGAGCCACUGAGACCUUUCAAGCCCUUCUUAAGGCUAAAAAUGUCUUAUUGGAUAGUACCAUGCGCAAAGAGUUCGAUCAAAAACUACGUUGCAGCUAUGGCGAGACCAGGUGGAAUCGCAGGGGCAAUAGCAAGCGAAGUGGCGGAUCAAAUGGUGGAUCAAAUGGCGGACUCGACGCCGGACGUAAUGGCGGCCGAUUCUCGUUGUUCAAACCUCAAUGGACCUUUAUCGUAUUGAUAAUCUUUGUCUUGAUGGCCUAUCUCUUCUCUAUUCCCAGCUAUUGUCUGAAUAGCUCUGAAGAAGUUUCCAGUAAAGUAGCCCGACCACUAACAUAAAGGUUCCAUUUUAUUUAGCACAGAACCGGGACUGCUUCACGAAAUAUAAACCUUUGGGAAACCUGUGGGAAAUAAUGGUCGAAAACAAUUUUUGGAAUACUAUGCGGGAUGCAUGCAAUGUUGAGAUGCAUUACCGUGAUACCUUGUUGGAGUAUGCUCCCAAAAUGCAGAUGCCGUCGUGUGACAAGCUGGACUUUUUUACAAACGGAUACUAGUUUUCAUAUAAUUUUCUACUUCGUCCUACUAAAUUGAUUUUCGAUAACUAAAUAUGCUAUAAGCUCAGUUGAUGAUAA